GUCAUUAAAAGUUCUUCAAUGCACAAAAAUGGUUAUGCAAUUGAAAAACUUCUUAAACGUAAAUUAUGCCGUGAAGAAUAUGAUCAUUUAUUAUUUUGGUCUAGUUCAAUAUGUCAUUUGGGUACAGAGAAACCAGAAUUCAAAUAUCUCAUCAUCGGUGAAGAAUGGUUGUAUACAAUGACCCAUCCAAAACGACAACUUGAAAGUAGAAUACACUUUAGUUCAAUUUUAGGUGUUGGAUGCAUUGGAGAUUUAGCUAAAUUUUUAAGCUGUCAAAUUACACGAAAUUAUAAUCAUAUCUGUGUGGAAUUUAUUGUUAGUGUACCACAGAAGUAUCAAUAUUUUGGUGAUACUGUCAAGACGAUUGAACAAAACGUGAAGUUGAAAAAAGGAGGAAAAGACAAAAGCAGCAAGAAAUCAACCGAUGGGAAUGAUUCAAACUGCAAACACGCUGGGGAUGCAUUACUCUCUGAUGUCAAAGAUGAGCGUCCGGAAGGUAACAGUGAGAACUGUGAUGGCAAUGAAGCUGUUGAUCGUGUGAUCAAUAUUACUCAACGACUACACAUCUAUCUGAACGAUAAUGGCUUCAUCGGUUUUGAAAUUCUACAAAAAGCAGUUCGUGCAUGGCAUCAAUCGCAUAAAGGAUUUAAAAAUAUGAUCAAAAGUUUACUGCAUUUGCAGAAUUUUCAAAUCCACAGUGAAACAAAUCUACAGCCGACUUUAUCGUCAACAUCAACUCCAUCACCGUCAGGUACAGCAUCGACGUUGAACAUUGAAGCAUUAGUGGCUAAUGCAACUCGAAGAAACACAAUCGCCUAUUCUACAACAGCUAUGAAUGAAGAUUUACAACAGUUGAUGAGUAUGUUUAAACCUUUUCCACAAAAUGGUAUAACAUCAACUCUUGAGGUAUCUACAUAUCAAGCGAAUACAAUUGAUGCUACACUGACUGAUUAUUUAAACAAAAUUGAUCAGUGGAUCAAUAGAGCCAAGGAGAUCAAUGAGAUACUAUCGGUUAGAAGACAAAACUGCAGUAAAUUUAAUUAUUUAUUUGAUGAACAUUUAUAUCAUCUGGAGAGUAUUUUAAAUCCAGUUUAUCAAAACUAUCCAAAAUGUUUUCCUGUCAAGUUGUGUGACAAGACAAUAAAAGUGCUGGAAAUUUUGGUGACACAGUUCACCUCUACUUUACCCGAACAACCAAUCUCAAAUGAAAAUCCAAUGACUCAGAUAGUCGAUGAUCUAGAAGGCAGUUUUCAAAGAAAUUUGACCACACCACUAACACAAACAUCCAUUCGUCAACAAAUGAAACUUGUUCUACGUCUAUUGACCUCCAUCAAUUCUCUACUAUCAUUCAUUUUACCAGUUUAUAUAGAGUCGAAUGAUGAAAAGGUCAAGGAUAAAAUCUCACUGACAAUCAAUGAAAUACUUUCAAGGCGAAAAUUGAAAAAGAUUAUUCUACAUCUUAUUGAACAUUUAACGAGUAUACCACUUUUAAUCAAUGCCUUCUGUGUGGAUGUAAAUGAUUCACAGAGUUCAACGAAGCAUAACUGUUAUCAAAUUGAAUUGGAAGCAUGGAUUAGGGCAUAUGAAAUGAAGAGACUAGAUUUAAUAGGUGACAAUAUUGAAUGUUCCAGUGAUUGGUUAAACUAUAUCGAUGCCACGACUUCCAAUUCACCAUCAACAAUACGAAAUAUUUUAAACAAGAAUUCUGAAAUUGGCGAUUUUGUACACAAUUUAAACUAUCAAAUAAAUUGUCUGCUUUGUGAAUUAAUCUGCAAUACAUCGUCGGCAUCAGUGAGAUUUAGUACAUCGACAAUUAGCUCACCGAGAGAUGAUCCCUCUUCUCAUGAAGACUGGAUCCGAGAAAUCAUUCACAGUAUGCUUAUAGACUCAAAACAAUCAAUUAUGUACUUGCUGGACUGUCUUAUAGCUCAUGCAUGCACACGAUUUAAUUUAUUAUGUUCAAAAGUGUUGUUCAAUCGACCUUCUCCUACGACAACUCCUUCUUUGGCAAGUAUUAAUCCUACUGAUGAUCUAGAUGAGAAAGAAUCGAUUUCAACGAUUAUCAGAUCAUUAUUUAUUAUCGAUUGGUUAACCGAUCAAUAUCCUUAUUUAAUUCAGUCAGUGAAAGAGGUGAACUGCAGUGAUUUAUUUCAAAUUUUUAAUUCGAAACGAAUCCUUGCACUGAUCAAUAAACUGAAUGAAAAGAAUUCAGCUAAUCUUGCACAAAUUAAACUGAUUAAAUGUGUUCUAGCUGCAUUGGUCAGUCGGUUGUACGGGAAGCUGGGUAGAAAUGUUCGCGAUUGGACUGGCGAUUAAUUCUGAUGUUAAAAGUAUCAUGAAUUUAAUUUUGUCAGUUUUAAUAGUAAUAAUAUUAAUAAUAAUAAU
Trichobilharzia szidati is the source of this 2385-nucleotide messenger RNA. The record is from the annotation of a GenBank genome assembly. Lineage: Eukaryota; Metazoa; Platyhelminthes; Trematoda; Strigeidida; Schistosomatidae.